GCCGCCGCAGUUUCAGCUGCUGUUGUCGUUGCCCUUGUCCGAGCAAUCGGCCCUGCUGUUCCAAAAUGCCGAGUUCCUGCCAAGAGAUCAGAAACGCUCUGGCGCAAUGCCUUCAAGAGUCCGACUGCAUUAUGGUUCAACGGCGCUCGCCCCGGGAGUGCCUGAGUGAGCCAUACGUCGACGAACUGCCCAUGCGAUGCCAGCAGCUGCGGAAAGGGUUCGGGGAGUGCAAGCGCGGAUUGAUCGAUAUGCGGAAACGGUUCCGUGGAAACCAACCCCUCUCGGCAGGGAAGACGGAGAGCGCAAGCUCUGGCACAUCCCAGCAAUUAUAUGCAGGCAAGCCGGCGUUCGAGACGGUUAAGGAAAUCAGUGGUGAUGAGGUGCAGAUGGAUCCGGAGAAGACUCGUGGUCUGUGAGGGGCACACGGGUGGCUUCUGGAAUGGAGGGUCUGCCGUUGGUGACACAGCCGAUUUUCUUUCGCACUGUAACAUCAUUGUUUCUGCUUGUUUUCUUUCGCUGGCAUGGCUUGGAGUUUGGACGAUUGUGGGACCACCCUGAGAUGAUUGUCGGUUCAUACUAGUCUGUACAUAUGCAAUAGGUCUUCUGCGCUGACCGACCUACUAGAACUGACUUGGGCAUCUACGAUUGGGCUUUGUUAAGGCGUCAUGAACGCAAUGUGCAAG
Aspergillus ibericus CBS 121593 is the source of this 683-nucleotide messenger RNA. RefSeq names its product PET191 family protein. Gene Ontology annotation, cellular component: mitochondrion. The record is from RefSeq and is a predicted model, not a curated record. Gene Ontology annotation, biological process: mitochondrial respiratory chain complex IV assembly. The transcript is spliced from 3 exons. Bases 66 to 416 code for a protein of 116 amino acids. Lineage: Eukaryota; Fungi; Ascomycota; Eurotiomycetes; Eurotiales; Aspergillaceae.